AGUGUCCCGGGCUUCCCUGCCGCUGCCUAAUUUCCUCCUCUUCCACCCCAGGCUCCGCAAGUCCGAACGAUCCCGAUGGAGUCGAUGCUGGCAGCGCUUGCCGCGAGCAGUGGAGGAACGGUCGCUGCCGCAGCCGUUGGCGGGCUGGCCGCUGCCGCCGCGCUCGCUGUGCAGGCCGGCGUCGGCGGGAUGGGCCCCAAGGACCGCACCAACGCGCCCCCAGUUGUUCCUGGUUUGCCGCUUAUUGGAAAUCUGCACCAACUGAAGGAAAAGAAACCUCACAAGACCUUCUCAAAAUGGUCUGAUACUUAUGGGCCGAUAUACACUAUUAAGACCGGGUCUUCGUCAGUAGUUGUGCUCAACACAAGGGAGGUAGCUAAGGAGGCAAUGGUUGCGAAAUACUCAUCCAUAUCUACUCGAAAGCUACCUAAAUCUUUAGACGUGUUGGGUCGUCGUGAUAAAGCGAUGGUUGCUAUGAGUGACUAUGGCGACUUCUAUAAAAAGAUGAAGCAUUUAGUUAUGGCGGGCAUGUUGGGUUCUUCUACUCAGAGACAAUUUCGGGAGACAAGAGACCUGAUGAUGGAUAACAUGCUGAGCAGUUUUCGUACAUUGGUGACUGACAACCCGAAUUAUUCCCCUCUGAACUUCAGAGAUGUUUUCAAGGACGAGUUGUUCCGCCUCUCCUUGGUCGAGGUUAGUCUACAAAAUUUAUGA
This is a messenger RNA of Triticum aestivum (bread wheat), 714 nucleotides long. RefSeq names its product ent-kaurene oxidase-like protein 1. The coding region runs from base 76 to 714 and encodes 212 amino acids. Gene Ontology annotation, biological process: gibberellin biosynthetic process. The transcript has 4 exons. The record is from RefSeq and is a predicted model, not a curated record. Lineage: Eukaryota; Viridiplantae; Streptophyta; Magnoliopsida; Poales; Poaceae. Gene Ontology annotation, molecular function: iron ion binding; ent-kaurene oxidase activity; heme binding. Gene Ontology annotation, cellular component: chloroplast outer membrane; endoplasmic reticulum.